AUGAUCCUAACCCACCUUAUCAUAUCCUUAUCCUAUGCAAUCCCGAUCCUAAUCGCCGUAGCCUUUCUAACAUUGGUUGAACGAAAAAUCCUAAGCUACAUACAAGCCCGAAAGGGCCCAAAUAUUGUAGGUCCCUUCGGCUUACUCCAACCUAUUGCAGAUGGUGUAAAACUAUUUAUCAAAGAACCCAUCCGUCCCUCUACCUCCUCUCCAUUCCUCUUCAUCAUAACGCCUAUCCUAGCCCUUCUCCUAGCAAUUACAAUCUGAAUUCCUCUGCCUCUCCCCUUCCCACUUACCGACCUAAACCUGGGCCUCCUCUUCCUCCUAGCCAUAUCAAGCAUAGCGGUAUACUCAAUUCUAUGGUCAGGAUGGGCUUCAAACUCAAAAUACGCACUAAUUGGUGCCCUACGGGCAGUAGCACAAACUAUCUCUUAUGAAGUAACACUAGCCAUCAUCCUCCUCUCCAUAAUGGUACUAAGCGGAAACUACACCUUAAGUACCCUAGCCACUACCCAAGAACCAUUAUACCUUAUUUUUUCUUCCUGACCCCUUGCAAUAAUAUGAUAUAUUUCCACACUCGCAAAAACAAACCGCGCUCCAUUUGACCUUACAGAAGGGGAAUCUGAAUUAGUUUCAGGUUUCAACGUAGAAUAUGCCGCAGGCCCAUUCGCUUUAUUUUUCUUAGCUGAGUACGCAAAUAUCAUACUAAUAAACACACUAACUACCAUCCUAUUCCUAAAUCCAAGCUCACUCAACCCACCCACAGAACUAUAUCCACUAGCCCUAGCUACCAAAGUUCUUAUCCUCUCCUCAGGCUUCCUAUGGGUCCGAGCUUCUUACCCACGAUUCCGCUACGAUCAACUUAUACAUCUCCUUUGAAAAAGCUUCCUCCCACUAACCCUAGCACUAUGUAUCUGACACACAAGCAUACCAAUCUCCUACGCAGGCCUACCUCCUUACUUAAGG
Molecule: messenger RNA, 966 nt
Organism: Grus americana (Whooping crane)
Lineage: Eukaryota; Metazoa; Chordata; Aves; Gruiformes; Gruidae
Source: the annotation of a RefSeq genome assembly